Messenger RNA from Lactuca virosa, 1830 nucleotides. The record is from the annotation of a GenBank genome assembly. NCBI's taxonomy places the organism in Eukaryota, Viridiplantae, Streptophyta, Magnoliopsida, Asterales, Asteraceae.
AUGACGGGUGAUGAUAAGAAUCAAUUAGGAGGUCUUUGGAGCUCAACGGAACGAACAUGUAUCCAUCUCCUCCAAUACACCACCACCACCAAAGCUCGCCUCCUCCAAAUCCACGCUUUCAUACUACGAAACUCUCUUUACAAGAACAAAAACAUUCUUGCCAAAUUCAUCACCACCUGUUCCUCCUUAGCUGCUAAACGAUUCACUACCUCGUCAGAAGAUGCAACCAAUCUCAUACGACAUACCCACAAACUGUUCGAUCAUAUGCCUGACGAACACGACACCUUUGUCAGCAACACCAUGAUGAGAGCUCAUCUCGGUAUUCACCAGUAUGAUGAAUGUUUGAGUUUGUACAUGGAGUUAAGGAGAAAGGGUAAUUUUAAACCUGAUGGUUAUACGUUCUUGACUUUGGCAAAGCUGUGCACUUCAACUUUGGAUGCCCGGAGAAGCCAACAAGUUCACAACCAUGUUGUUAAAGAAGGUUUUGUACAUAACAUGUUUGUAGCUACAUCAUUAGUUGACAUGUAUGCAAAACUAGGACAGAUGAACUGUGCACAGAAACUGUUCGAUGAAAUGCCUGAAAGAAGUCAAGUUUCUUGGACAGCAUUAGUCAGUGGGUAUGCAAAGUGUGGAGAAAUAGACAAUGCAAGAAUGUUUUUCAACCAGAUGCCUAAGAAGGACACACCCGCAUUCAAUGCAAUGAUUGAUGCAUAUGUCAAGGUAGGAGACAUGACACAAGCUAGUAUUUUGUUCAAUGAGAUGUUGGACAAAAACGUUGUCUCAUGGACUAGUAUGAUUGAUGGGUUUUGUAAUCAUGGUGAUGUAGAUACAGCUAGGACACUUUUCAACACCAUGCCUCAGAAAAAUCUAGUUUCUUGGAAUUCAAUGAUUAAAGGGUAUCACCAGAAUAAACAACCAAACGAGGCAUUGAAAUUAUUUCAAGAAUUACAAUCAGAACCCUCACUUGAACCUGAUAAUGUAACAAUUGUGAGUGUUCUUCCUGCGAUUGCUGAUUUAGGAGCUUUGGAUUUGGGUAAGUGUGUUCAUGAGUUUGUGAUGAGAAAGAAGAUGAAUAGAGGAAGUAACAUUUGCACUGCGUUAAUCGAUAUGUAUGCGAAAUGUGGGGAGUUUAUAAAAGCACGAGAGGUUUUUCAGUCCUGGAAUGUUAAAGAAACUGCCACAUGGAAUGCUUUGAUACAUGGGUUUGCUGUUAAUGGGUUUGGUAAAGAAGCAUUGGAUGUGUUUCUUGAAAUGUGUAAAAAUGGAGUGAAUCCGAAUGAGGUAACCAUGAUUUGUGUUUUAUCAGCUUGUAACCAUAGUGGCAUGGUGGAAGAGGGAAUGAAAUGGUUCAAAAGAAUGGAAGAAUUUGGAGUUGCUCAAACAAUCGAGCAUUUUGGUUGUAUGAUUGAUCUUUUGGGGAGAGCUGGGUGUUUAGAUGAAGCUGAGAAGUUAAUGGAUGAUAUGCCAUUUAAAGUUAAUGAGAUUAUUUUGAGUUCGUUUUUGUCUGCUUGUGGUUAUGUGAAGGAUGCUGAAAGGGGUGAGAGGAUUUUGAGGAAAACCCAUGGGAAGGAGUAUUGGAAUGAUGGGAAUUAUAUUACAUUGAGGAAUUUGUAUGCUAGUGAGAAGAGAUGGGUUGAUGUUGAGGAAGUGAAGGAGAUGAUGAGAAGUAAAAAGGCAAGGAAAGAAGUUGGGUGUAGUAGUGUGAUUGAGGGUGGUGAAGUUUGGGGGUUUGCAUCAGGAGGAGGAGAUAGGUUGCAUCCUGAAUGGGUGAGUAUAAAAUUCAAUGUUGGAGAUGUUAUUGGUUCAUAUGAAAAAAGAAUAUUUUACUAA